Trifolium pratense (red clover) is the source of this 1472-nucleotide messenger RNA. RefSeq lists its product as uncharacterized. The transcript has 2 exons. Bases 200 to 985 code for a protein of 261 amino acids. The record is from RefSeq and is a predicted model, not a curated record. NCBI's taxonomy places the organism in Eukaryota, Viridiplantae, Streptophyta, Magnoliopsida, Fabales, Fabaceae.
UUUUAAAAAUCUCUAUUUCCAACAAUUUACUAAUUAACACUCUUUUGACGUCGGUGAACACAUCACCAUAAGUCAUAACCCUGUUUUCAAAAACACACAAACUUUCACACAUUUUUCAUUUCUCAUCUUUCACACAAAAAACAGAGCAAACAAAACAGAGCAAAAGAAACAGAGCAAACACAGAACAACAACAACUACUAUGUUUGAUCCAACAAAGAAACAUCACCAACCCAACAAUUCAUUCGAUUUGUACGAUGAAACAAGACAUGAAACAUCGGAAGCUACAAAUUAUAACAAUAUUUGGCCUUUAAAAAAACCCCAAUUGGGUUUAGAUGAUGAUGAACCUCGAUGGAGUAUGAAUUCUCCACAUUACAGAAGCCUCUCCCCUGUUUCAAGAAAAGAGGCUAUAGUCAGAGGACAGAAAGAAUUAAUGGAAAUGGUUCGGAACAUGCCGGAAACAAACUAUGAACUUUCAUUGAAAGAUCUUGUGGAACAUCAUCAUAGGGUUGUUAAUACCAGAGAAGAAAAUACAGAAGAGGAAGAGAAGAAGAUGAUGAAGAAGAAUUUGAGUGGGAAGAAGAUUGAUAAUAAGACGGUAGAGAUAAAGAAAAAUGGGAAAAUUGAUCAUGAUCAAGGUUUCUACCUGAAAAUGGGGUUACCCUUUUUCAGUUUGAGAUCUAAGGAUAAAAAGAAGAAGAAAAAAGAGUCAAAAGUUUCACCUAGACCAUCAAUUUCUGAUGGACAGGUAAAGGAGAAAGAAUGGUGUAAGAAGGGUUCUUCAGAUUAUAAAGAGAGUGAUGAUAGUGCUGCAUCAAGUAUGAUUAGUAAUGGAAGCAUCAAAAGCUCUACUAGUAGUAGCAGCAAUGGCAGUAUCAGAAGCAGAAGCAGAAGAUUGAGAAGUAAUAGCAUAAUACUAAGGCGUGAGAAGGGUGGAGGUCUUUGCUGGGCUAUGUUUCGCAGACCCAAAAUCCAGACGAAAAAGUAAACAAUGGACAUCUCCGAUGAAAGAAAGUACUACAUGGAUGUUUGAUUGACAGUGAGUUUGACAGAAUAACAGUGGAUCGUCGUAAUUUUGAUAAAAAAAAAAAAAUAUCAUGGUAUCUCUGUCAACAAAAAAAAAAUCAUGGUAUCACUGUAAUUUCAUUUAAGGCAUUGUCAAUCUAAACAUAUAGUACUGUGUGAUUUCGUAGUUAUGGUACUUGCAAGCUUUAUUUUCAUAUAAACAGCUCGGAAACUCUGCUGCAAGUCAUUGAGAACUACUACUUGGUUUCAUUGUAACUUCAAAUGAAUUAGACAAGUUUGUUUUGGAAGUUACAAAAAAAUGUUUAAGGAUUAAACUUGUACAAAUAUCAUCAUGUUUAAUGGCAGGGCAUGGGAGAUCCUUUGCCAAUCCCAGCUUUGUAAUUUUUGACAUAUGUUCUUUUAUAUGUUUAUUUGAAGGUCCUAACAAAAUAAAUUAUAUUUAUGCAUGA